Parnassius mnemosyne (clouded apollo) is the source of this 3286-nucleotide messenger RNA. The record is from the annotation of a GenBank genome assembly. NCBI's taxonomy places the organism in Eukaryota, Metazoa, Arthropoda, Insecta, Lepidoptera, Papilionidae.
GAAAUAUCGCUUUUCUUAAAUAUGACAAACUGAUAGUGAAGAAACCGACUGACAAAACCAGAGAUAAAAGAAAGAGAGAAGAUUCAAGCUCACCAAACUCAUCAACCCAAAAGAAAAUAUACUUGAAAGAAACCUCAAAACCACCAUUUGCCAAGAUUGCCUCAAAAGAAAUGAUAAAACCUAAUAAUAUUCGUAACUAUGUCGAACGAGGUAGAACAGCCUCACUAUCUGAAACCUCAAAAAACUAGCAAUGACCACCGGCACCCGGAACAAGAUCAAAACAAAUAUGACAACAUUGUUCAAACCAACCUCGGAAAAAAGCACCCAAAGCCGGCUGGUCACCGUGGGGCAAGAUGACCACUACCCUUCAUCAAAUAACAAACAGAAUAAUAUAAAUAAAAACAACCCUACCCAUUUCAGAAAUGUGUAAUAAAAUUAGUAGAUUUAAUUUAAUAUCAAUAUUAUAUAUAGAAUGUAAGCAUGAAAUCCACAAACUGUAGCUAUAUCAAAUUUGGUUUUCUAUGUAUAUUUAUUAUCAUAUAACUAUCUGUUUUCUAUUUUUUUUUAAAAAUCACUUCGCUAUUUAUGUUAGUUGUGGUUACCUGUAAGAAGAUGAACACAUAGCAUGUAGGCGCAUUGUUAAGUUAUAUUUUUGUUAGUAUUGUGUAUCAUCUGUUGGUGAUCCAAAUAAAGAGAAAAAAAAAAACCCUAGUUAUGCAAUAAAAAGCAAGAGUUUAAAAUGAAGAGAACAAGGCCUUAAAAUAUGCACAUUCAAUGUGAGAUCCCUAUCAACAAAAGAAAGAACUUUAGAACUAAAUAAUGCAAUAGAAAAAAUAAAAUGGGACAUCAUAGGACUCGCAGAAGUUAAAAAGAUAGGAUAUAUCAUCGAAGAACAUAAAGACUAUAUAUUCUGUUAUAUAGAAGAGACACAGGGACUUCAUGGUGUAGGCUUCUUAAUAAAGAAAUCACUAAAAGGCAACAUAUUAAGCUUUUCGGGAAUAUCAGAGAGAGUGGCUCUGUUAAAACUGAACUUCGAGGAGCCUUUAAAGAAUUAUCUACGCACAAAAAUUGGAUGCAAAGUCUGAACAGUGAAAAAGGUGAAAAUAAAGACAGAGAAGGUAUAAUGAAAUGUGCAACGGCUUUCUAUACUUCUCUUUAUGCAAAACCACCACAUGAUAUGCCACAAGAAGAAAAAUAUAAUAGUAAUAUAACUGGAGAAGAUAUAGCAGAAACACCAGUAAACCCAAUAACUGAAAUAGAAAUAUUGACCCAAAUCAACCGACUAAAACCGGAAAAGAGCCCAGGCGAAGAUAACAUCACAAACGAAGCCCUCAAAAUCGGAGUGCCAAUCCUGGCUGCAUAUCUAGCAGAAUUAUUCAAUUUAGUACUGGAAAAAGAGCAAGUACCAUCACAAUGGAGUAAAUCAAACAUAAUACUAUUGUAUAAAAAAGGGAACCCGCUCGACAUCAGCAACUACAGGCCUAUCAGCUUACUAUCAACAAUAUAUAAACUCUUUUCAUCAAUCAUCCUAGGAAGAAUAGCACCAGAUAUUGACAAGAAUCAGCCAAUAGAACAAGCGGGCUUCCGGCCACACUACUCAACAAUAGACCACAUUCACACAAUGGAACAAAUAAUCGAGAAAUAUAAAGAAUUCAAAAAACCACUCUACAUAUUUUUUGUGGACUAUUCCAAAGCAUUCGACAGCAUGUACACCCAUCUAUAUGGACUGCUCUAAGAAAUAAUGAUGUAAACAAAAAGUAUGUAAAUAUCAUAAAAAACAUCUACUCUAAAAAUGUAAGUAGAGUAAAACUGGAAAGACAAGGGGAAGAGUUCACAAUUGGUAGAGGGGUGCGGCAGGGCGACCCAUUGUCUCCAAAGCUAUUCAUAGCUGUACUUGAAGACAUUUUCAAAAACAUUAAUUGGGAAAAUAAAGGCAUAUGGAUACUCAAUAAUAAAUUAACACACCUAAGAUUUGCAGAUGACAUUGUUCUUUUUAGUGAAUCAGCGACAGAUUUAGAAGCAAUGCUACAAACAUUAAACUUUGAAAACAAAAAAAUCGGUCUACACAUGAACGCAUCCAAAACUAAAAUAAUGUCAAACAGUCAAAAGAAAACAAUCAAAGUAGAGCAAAAACCGAUAGAAUAUACUAAUGAAUAUGUGUACCUAGGUAAAUUAGUGUCCUUUGAUGUUAACAGUAACGAAAACGAAAUAGACAGACGAAUAAGUACAGCAUGGAAGAAAUACUGGGUCAAAAAAGAAAUUCUAAAAGGGAACUAUAGUCUUAAUAUAAAAAAGACUAUAAUGGAUUCUUGCAUUCUCCCAAGUUUAACUUACGCUAGCCAGACCUGGGUCUUCACCGAAAAAGUCAAAAACAAAAUUUCAUCUUGUCAACAUGCAAUGGAACGUAGUAUACUGAAACUGAGAAAAAUACAAAAAACGAGAAAUGCAGACAUCCGCAUGAAAACAAAAUUAACAGAUGCUCUUAAUUUUAGUUUGAAACAGAAAUGGAACUGGGCAGGGCACUUGUCGAGAUACAAAGGUAAAAGAUGGACUUACUAAACAACUAAAUGGCAGGGCCCCAAAGGCAAAAGAAACGUGGGAAGACAGAAGAAAAGAUGGUCCGAUGACAUAAUAAACACAGCAGGAAAAAGUUGGAUGCAUGCGGCCAAAGACAGGGAAAGAUGGAAAAGCAUGGAGGAGGCUUUUACCCACAGGGCGGGCCACAUAACAAAAAAAAUAGGAAGGAAAUUAUUAUAAUUAGAUAUAUUUAUUAUAUAUAUUUGUAAGAAUUGUUAAGUGGAAAAUAAAGCUGUAAUAAUAAUAAUAAUAAGUAUGUUUUUAUUUCAAAGUUUUUAUAUUUAACAUUCCAGCUGUGGACAUAAUAAAGCGAAUUGAUAGUGCACACAUAAAGCUGCAGUUGGAUAUAUUUCAUCUUCAACACAUCUGUGGAGAUUUGUCUUACAACAUUAAAAAACUCAUGCCCUAUGUAGGGCACGUACAGAUCGCUCAAGUGCCAAACAGAAAUGAGCCAGACAGCCCGGGCGAAAUUAACUACAAAUAUAUUCUUGAACAAUUGGAAAUUAAUGGAUACACUGAUUGGAUUGGCUUGGAAUACAAACCAGUGGGCAAUAGCAAAGAUGGAUUGAAAUGGAUUAAUAAUUUUGGUUACUCUUUGUAAUAAAAGUCAAAACAUUAUUUUGAAUUGUGAUCAAUUGUAUGUAUUAUAAAUGUAUAAAAUUGUAUAUAGAACUAACGGAUAAAAGUGGAAUAAUACAAAGUUUUACUA